Molecule: messenger RNA, 3596 nt
Organism: Nerophis ophidion (straightnose pipefish)
Lineage: Eukaryota; Metazoa; Chordata; Actinopteri; Syngnathiformes; Syngnathidae
Gene: sanbr
Product: SANT and BTB domain regulator of CSR
Exons: 21
Coding region: 145-2340 (731 amino acids)
Source: RefSeq, a predicted model, not a curated record
UUAGCUAGCAUUAGCAGUGCAGUUGUCCGCCGGCAGGAGAACGUCGCAUCAUCAGCAUCACCGAUUCUCAAUGACAAAACAUUACCCGAACCAUUUCGUUUCCCUCGCAAGGUUACGAACAGCAACCUCUUUGACAGAAGAUAAAUGAAUCGCUGCUCCUUGGACAACAACAAUUUUCCCUAUGACAACAAUGUCCUGGUUCUGGACAUGGUGCUGGGCUCCCUUUGGGGACUGACCCAGCCCAUAGACUGGGACAGUGUGGCCAAGCUAGUUCCGGGCUUCACUCCCAAGGAGUGUGCUGUUCGCUUUGAGGAACUGAAAAGCUCUGGAGGUCUUCCUCAUCUGGACAACCAGUGUAACUCCGUGACAGCUGAAGAGCCUAACAAUGGACUGACUACCAUGCUGGAAACCGGCCGUAAACCGUCACCUUCAGAAAGUGUUUGUGCUUUGGAGAAGAAAGAAAAAAGAGAUCUUAACAUGGUCAUUCACGUGUGUGACGAGGCCAAGAACUUGAAGCAGGACUUCACAUGUCCCAGAGACCUUCUCGUCAAAGAGAUGCGCUACUUCGCUGAGUAUUUGUCUGUGGACUCGCAGAGAUGGGAGGAAGUGGACAUCUCAGUUCAUUGCGAUGUUCAAAUCUUCGACUGGCUCAUGAACUAUGUCAGGAGGAACUCAUCUAAGGACAAACCUCGGCUCGAGCCCAGCAAUGUGAUCUCAAUCCUGAUCUCCUCCGAGUUCUUGAAGAUGGACAUGUUAGUGGAGGAGUGUAUCCAGUACUGUCACAAACACAUGAGUGCCAUCGUGGCCACACCCUGCAACAUGAACUGCAUCAACAGUAACUUGGCCUCACGGAUUGCCAAGCUCUUCAACCACAAUGAGGCAGACGACAUCAGGGACAAAAAAGACAAGUUCAAGAGCAAACUGUUUCAGAAGAAGAUUGAAAGUCUCUUUGACCCAAACUACCAGAACCGAGAUUCACCAGGAAACGCCUCAACUCUUUACAGGUGUGGUCUGUGUUUGAAAAUGCUGACUGAAGAUACACAGAGGAAGAUUUCUUGUUUGUCGGGAAAAAUCAACAUUGACUAUCACGGAGAGAUUGUCUACACCCACUCAAGGCAGAAGAACUGGGAUGCCAAUGAAUACAUCAGCAGUCUCUAUGAGGAGCUCAAAUCCUGGGUCCUGGUCUACUGGAGAAUCUGGGGAACCAUCAACUGUCUUACUUGCUCCCGUUGCCAACAGGAGUUUGUUUGUGCAGAGCUGACCCACUGCCAGUACCACCCAGAAAGUGUGAUGUACCCCUGCACGGGUUCUGACAAAAGCUGGAAUGGAGCAGGAAUCUAUCCGUGUUGCAACCAGACGGUACUCCGCUUUGACCCCACUGGUAUGAUAAAGGGUUGUAAGAUGCGAGAUCACAUCGUGAACGUACCAAAUGAAGAGAACUGCGACGAGGUCUCUUCCGCCCACACCAGAGUCCUCAAUGAUCUGCUGCUGCACCGCGACGCAGUGUGUGCGCCUAUAUCACUGCCUGCUGAUGGAUCUGAAGAGUGCCCAAACAGUGCAGAGAAGGACUGUGACGUCUUCUUGGAGCCAACACUCCUUGGACCCCCUAGAGCAGAAGGCAACACUUUUUCUCUUUUGAAAAACUGGAGUCUUCAACUGAGGCAGCAGUCUCAACUGUCAGAAGACGAGGAGUAUACUACAGGGUCAGAAGUCACUGAGGAUGAGGUGGGGGAUGAAGAGGAGUUGUCCAAAAAACAAGCUGCCAAGAAAGCCAAAAAGAACAACAGAGCUUUGAAAAAACAAAUGUCCUCUCCUAACCUCCACAGAAAAGUCAAACCAGAAAAACAGCUGUGCAAGGACAACACUCCUUUCACAGUGAGUGUUCAGAAAAGUAAGUGGGACAGUUCUCGCUCCCUGCGGUACAACCAGGAUGCUCAGAGGGAGGAAGACCAGCGCCGUAUGGCCGAGAUCGUCAGCUACCUCACCAACAUGCGCUUUGGUGGCCAGGAGCUGAACAAGGCCAAGGACACUAAAGAGCAGGCGGAAUCUACUCCCGACUGGAAGUGCAGUUCAAGAGCACCUCUCAGAGCAGACAAAGUUUGGAGAAGACACCAAGACCUAAAAUACGCUACGCUCAGAUCCGGACCACUUAGAGCAGCAGGACUAUGGACAUUGAUGAAGAAGAUUGACCUGAGCUUUGUCCAGUCAUCUAAAAAGGUUCUCCCCUCCACUCACCCUGCUCCAGCCAGUCAUCGCCUCUGCUACACUAAGGUGGUCGUGUCGUGUUUGUGCAGCUGUGCUCUGUCCUUGAAAAACAAGGAACUCCACGGACUUCACUAAACUGCUUGAUCGUUCUCUUUGACUGCUGGAGCGCCUUCUCAGGUGGAUCUGGACCAUUUAUUUUUGUACCGCAAUAAGUGGGAGGCAGGCAUCUAGAAGGAUAGCGUGACUUUUAGUAGUUGUGGAGCGUUUAGACGUACAUAUAAACACAUUAGUCCAUUCACUGGCCAUUAACAUCUACUCCUGUUGGGGUGUUGAUUAUUGAAGAAUGGUGUCUGAGGUCAAACUAGUUUCUGUGCUACAAGGAGCUGCGCUGCAACUUAAGUUGAAUCUGAGGAAGAAAACACAUUUUCAAUAAUUUAUUUAAUUAAUCUUUUUUCUUAAAUGCAACUCCUUCCAUGUCAAACACGGAAAUUCAGUCAAAUGUCCACAAUGUUGGCAAGUGUAGUCAUCAAUAUUAUCUUUUUGUCCGCUAGAGGGCAGUAAUAUGCCAUUUCUCGGUCAAAACAUCCAGUUUUGACUUCCAAUUUGUAACUGCUUUCUUCACUUGGCAGCCGUAGGACGUGUGUGUGCCCUCUGACCCCUAAUUAAAUAUGCAUCAUUUUAGCUAUAGAUAUGCACAUGUACAAAUAUCAACAUGAUUAACAGUGUAUUUAAAUAAAUUAAAUGAUUGAAGCAAAGACAAUGUUGUAAAAUUCUCAAUUUUAAUCAGUUCAAAAAGUUCACAAAAAUUGUAACACCUUGAGAAGUGAGACUGGGUACUUGUAUACAUUCUGUAGCCUAAUUAAAGUACUCUAAGAUGGAUUUGCUGUAUGGUUUUAUUUGCUCAGAACUCAAAACAUAGGAAUGAAAAAUACAAAAUUGAAUGUAAACCCGGUUUGUUUUGUUUGCCAUUUGUUAAGUAGGAAUAGUGUCCUGUCCUGUAUGGAAGUUCAACAUGUUGAAAGCCAUCUGAGGCGUUAGAAAGAUGCAACCAAAAAGCCAUAAAUACUUCCGACAACCUCCUUUCAAUGUCCCAUUAAUGGAGGCUCACAAGUGAGCAACAAUCCUCUUAGAGGAAAACAAAAGCCUGAUGUCGACUAUGCGACAGUAUACACACGCACGCACACACGCACACACCAAAGAAACAAUAGAAUAAGAGGAAAAAAUGUUCCCAUGGUAUUAAAGAUGCUAUACAAUUGGGAUGAUAUGCACAAGUUUACUUUCCUUACAAAAAGUGUUGAAACUUACUCAGGUUACACACAAACCAUGAAAAAACACUGACUCAUCAACUUAGCAUUUCCCCAAACCUUCAUUCAAUAGCCGUUAGAUUCACA